AUGGAUCGACCCUCUGGUGUGUCUGGUUCCUCCGUGUGGCUGUGGCUGGACGGCCGCUGUCUGCUCCUCUUCACCGUGGUCCUCCUGGUGAUAGCGGAGUGUUUGAGGACCCGUCGGCCCAGCAGCUUUCCUCCAGGACCCUGGAACUUUCCUCUCGUAGGGAACAUCUUCUCCCUUGACUUCAGCAAUUUGCAUACAGACAUGACGAAGUUAGCAGAGAAGUAUGGGGAUGUGUACAGCCUGAAAAUGGGCCCCUCCUGGAUAGUGGUGUUGAAUGGCAUCGACGCACUGCAAGAGGGUCUCACCAAAGGAGACCACCUGGUUGACCGCCCAGCUUUUCCACUUCAUACUGAUGUGUUGCCCGAUCUAGGUAUUAUUUUUACGAAUGGACAUGUGUGGAAACAGCAGAGGCAAUUCGCCCUCCUCACUCUCAAAUACUUUGGCGUUGGCAAGAAAUCCCUUGAAUCUUCCAUACUGGAUGAAUUUAUGUACAUGUCCAAAGAAAUCACUGUUCACAAAGGCAAACCCAUCGAUCUACAUCUCACGAUGAACAACGCCGUCUCCAACAUCAUCUGCUCCCUGAUUUUUGGUCAUCGCUUUGAGUACGGUGAUGAGACAUUCAUGCGGUUGAUGAAGUUGUUUGUCAGAGGGCCCCAGCUCGAAGGCUCCAUCUGGGCUCAGCUGUACAACGCAUUUCCUGCGUUGAUGAGGCGUUUGCCGGGGCCACACCGCACCGUUCAAACACUUUAUGGGGAGAUAUUGGAUUUGAUGAAAACAGAAAUCAAUAAGCACAAGGAAGACUGGAACCCCUCCGAUCCCAGAGACUUCAUCGACUGUUACCUGAAUGAGAUUGAGAAGCAUCGGGACAAGAAGGAUGAAGAUGGUCGUUUUGAUGAGGACAAUCUGGCAAUGUGUUCGUUUGAUCUGUUCGGGGCUGGAUCUGAGACCACAGCCACCACCCUGCGCUGGGCUUUCCUCUACAUGGCAAAGUACCCUGAGAUCCAGGCAAAGGUCCAGGCUGAGAUAGACGGAGUGAUUGGACAGUCCAGACAGCCGUCCAUGGAAGAUCGUGCAAACCUGCCCUACACUGACGCUGUCAUACACGAGAUCCAGAGGAUGGGCAACGUAGUUCCUCUCAGCCUGCCUCAUGUCACCAUCAAGGAGGUCCAGCUGGGAGGCUACACAAUCCCAAAGGGAAUUACAGUAAUCCCCAAUCUGACCUCGGUGAUGUUCGACAAGAACGAGUGGGAGACGCCCAACACCUUCAACCCAGGACACUUUCUGAACGAGGAGGGCAAGUUUGUGAAGCCAGCUGCUUUCAUCCCUUUCUCUGCUGGUAAGCGGGUGUGUCUCGGGGAGAACCUGGCCAGGAUGGAGCUCUUCCUCUUCUUCACCUCCUUCAUGCAGCGCUUCACCUUCUCCAUGCCUCCGGGUGUGGAGGCUGUGCUGAAGCCCCGUUUUGGCGUCAUCCUUUCACCCAAACCCUUUGAAAUCUGUGCCACUUCACGUGAAGAGUGA
Cottoperca gobio is the source of this 1518-nucleotide messenger RNA. RefSeq names its product cytochrome P450 2J2-like. The transcript has 9 exons. Gene Ontology annotation, cellular component: cytoplasm; intracellular membrane-bounded organelle. Bases 1 to 1518 code for a protein of 505 amino acids. Lineage: Eukaryota; Metazoa; Chordata; Actinopteri; Perciformes; Bovichtidae. Gene Ontology annotation, biological process: xenobiotic metabolic process. Gene Ontology annotation, molecular function: heme binding; oxidoreductase activity, acting on paired donors, with incorporation or reduction of molecular oxygen, reduced flavin or flavoprotein as one donor, and incorporation of one atom of oxygen; iron ion binding. The record is from RefSeq and is a predicted model, not a curated record.